This is a messenger RNA of Stylophora pistillata, 1216 nucleotides long. RefSeq lists its product as uncharacterized. Gene Ontology annotation, molecular function: potassium channel regulator activity; calcium-activated potassium channel activity. Gene Ontology annotation, cellular component: membrane; voltage-gated potassium channel complex. Gene Ontology annotation, biological process: potassium ion transport; detection of calcium ion. The record is from RefSeq and is a predicted model, not a curated record. Lineage: Eukaryota; Metazoa; Cnidaria; Anthozoa; Scleractinia; Pocilloporidae.
UGCGCUAAACACUGUAACCCGUUAGACUGAGCUGAAGAUAAGUUAUCAAGGACAGAUUCAUUUUGAAGUCGACAAAAUGCACUGUGCAAAAUCAGAGCUGACGGUUCUUCUUGGUGUCGGAAUAUUUCUAGCUGGUUCCAUUUCCCUAAUAGCGAUUACAAUGCAAAGAAUUUUCCCAGCUCGUGAGGAGCAAACUUUUAAAGAAAUAAACUGUACGAUUGUGUCUGGGGAUAUGAACACAAAAACAAAAUGCUCCAAUAAAAAUCAAGACGCACGCUACCCGUGCCUCAGGAUAUAUGUUCUGUGUGGCAAAGAUGAGAUUCAAGAGAACCCUUCUUUAGAGAGCGCACAGCCUCGUUUAUUAAGAAAGGAUUUCUACAGCUUACACCAACAGUGCACUUUACCACCAGAACAGUGUAGUGACAAGUCUAACAGGCAUCCCUUGGAGAAAUUAUUUCACACUGGUAAUCCUGUAGGAUCAAAACUUCAGUGCUUCUACAACCCAAAUGAUCCGGAACAAAUCGUCAGCCAGAAAGAUUCUAAGAAAAGCUACAACAAAAUGGUGCUUAAUAAUGUGGUUUGGCCGCUGGCCGUUAUACUGCUAGCGGUGAUUAUUAUUGCGGGGGCCGCUUGCUUCCUCGCUACACGGCCUCAAGCUGGUUAUGAAAAGUUAGAAGGAAUGACCAGUACUUCGCUUCAUCAAACACUCUGAACGAUUGAGUGUAAGAUAUCACUCCACUGAACCACGAUGGUGGCUUUCUUCUCCCCAAUGCUAGCUCAUUUGGGGUCGAAGUGAAAACAGUGCUGAAUCUUAGAAUUAUGACAGGUACGCACUGUAUAAAGGAAAUAGGUUGGGACAGGUCAUGAUCUGUAUCUCUGAGCAAAAAAAUUGAUAAAGUGAUUGUUGGCAGCCAGAUGAAGAGAAGGUUAAAGCGAGAAACUGUAUAAAGAAGUCGUUAGCUUCACAGAUCGAGUUUUGACUGCACCAUUUACAUUCAAGACUGUUGAAUUCAGACAGACUUUGAUGAUUACAAUCAAUAUGGCAACAGAGGAGCCAGUAUUGCGAAAAUUAUGGAAUUAUAAAAUUGUAACAAAUAUAAUCAUUGUAAAUUAUUUUGUAAAAAUAUUGGAUCAUCCAAUUUGAUUGCGAGGUAUUUAACUUAGUUUUAUCUGAAAGAAGAUAUUGCCAAAUAAAAUAAGGAAUUGACCUCAGUAA